GCGGUGCGUGCAGCGCGGCGAGACCCUCCCCACCUGCCGCACGCGCUCGCCGCGUGACACUGUGGCGGAUAUUUACCGCCCCCCCUGAGGCCACGUGGAAAAGCGGCGCCACGAAGGAAAUAAAAGAGAAACCUCCAUCGGCCGGCCGUGGCGAGAGCUAGCAUUCGAGAUCUUUUCUCUUUUUUCAUCCCUCUCUCCCUCUCUCUCUCUCUCUCUGGUUGGUAGUGCGGUGCUGCGAAAGGAGACGACGAUGGAGGAGGAGGAGGGGCGGGCCGGCCUGCGGGAGCUCGCGCGCUUUCCGGACGUGAUGGUGGUGUGCUCUUCUGCCGGAUGGACGGACCAGAAGCACAUGCUCUACCUAGGCUUGCUGCAGGAGUCGUUCGUGAACCGGUUGCACGACGGCGAAAUCAGCUUCAGGGGGCUCUUCGAUCUCUCCCCAGGAGCUUCUGGGCCCAAGCAACCGUCCAAGGUUGACAGAGCAAAGGUUGAGCGGACCAGACCACCUUGCUGCGGGAAUCAGGGAGAUGGAGAGGCGCUUUGUGUGGAAGAAGAAGAAGAUGAUGAUGAUGAUGCGUCGUCCACUGAGACGGUGCGAGAGUCCUACUCCCAAGCAAGCGCGACGAGCUCUGGGCGAUCUUCCCCAUGCCAUUCUGGCAAGCGCGGACGCUCCCCUUCUAGCACUGCAGAGUUUGGUGACACGGCAAGAUUCUUACAAGGGAACUGCUUGUGCAUUUCUUCAGAGGGGUCGGAUCAGAACUUCAUCGACGAGGAUACGAUUACGAGAGAAACCGGAGAAUCAAGAGAAGGACGACGGCGCAGCAUCAAGCGACUCAAAGUCUGCUGACAUGAUCAAGCAGUUCAUCAUCCAUGAAUGCACAAGAGAAGAAGGGCACCGAGGAUCGUGAUGGCUGCCUCACUGGAGGUGGGUUUUGGAUUGCUUGAUGUAAUGUGAACCUGGUCGUCUUUGUGCAAGGAGCAAAAGGAACAUUCACGCACCGUUUAGGUUGUUCUUUGCGCCCGACUGAUGUUGCCUACUCACCCGGUGAAAUCGCCUAGAGAGUUCUAGAAUAGAGAUCAAGUCUCGAGUAACACCUAUUAUGAAGUCCAAGCUUGUUAACUUGAGUAGAUUUGUACAGGGCAAGUUUGAACACGGAUAGUUUUGCAGACAAUAGCUUUUUCGUCUCUGGAUUCUGAAUUUUGUUGAGACUGUGUUAGAACACAUGCGGAAGGUAAUAGACACGAGAGGUGCGACUAUUUUCUA
Molecule: messenger RNA, 1261 nt
Organism: Triticum aestivum (bread wheat)
Lineage: Eukaryota; Viridiplantae; Streptophyta; Magnoliopsida; Poales; Poaceae
Exons: 4
Coding region: 251-844 (197 amino acids)
Biological process (GO): regulation of circadian rhythm; response to cold
Source: RefSeq, a predicted model, not a curated record